Corylus avellana is the source of this 1846-nucleotide messenger RNA. The record is from RefSeq and is a predicted model, not a curated record. Lineage: Eukaryota; Viridiplantae; Streptophyta; Magnoliopsida; Fagales; Betulaceae.
UCGGUUGUGACACUACAUUUCAGGACUAUGGCUACCAAACCAGGGAUCCUCACUGACUGGCCAUGGCAGCCUCUUGGAAGCUUCAAGUACGUGGUUUUGGCUCCAUGGGCUGUUCAUAGCACAUACUCGUUUAUGGUAAAGGGAGAAAGUGAGAGAGACAUCGGCUACUUCCUUAUACUUCCAUUCCUUUUGUUGAGGAUGCUUCACAAUCAAAUAUGGAUCUCUCUAUCACGUUACCGAACAGCCAAGGGCAAUAAUCGGAUCGUCGACAAAGGAAUUGAAUUCGAUCAGGUUGAUAGGGAAAGGAACUGGGAUGAUCAGAUAUUGUUGAAUGGAGUAUUGUUUUACAUAGGGUAUAUGAUUCUUCCUGGGACUCAUAACAUGCCAUUCUGGAGAAGCGACGGUGUGGUUGUGGUAAGUCUGCUUCAUGCGGGUCCAGUGGAGUUCCUGUACUACUGGCUUCACAGAGCAUUGCACCACCACUACCUUUACUCUCGCUACCAUUCUCACCACCAUUCUUCCAUUGUAACCGAACCAAUUACCUCGGUUAUCCAUCCGUUUGCUGAACACAUAGCGUAUUUCAUUCUCUUCGCAAUACCAAUGCUUACAACCGUGUUCAUCGGAACUGCCUCUAUAGCAUCCUUCUUCGGAUACGUCUCAUAUAUUGAUUUCAUGAAUAACUUGGGUCACUGCAAUUACGAACUCAUUCCCAAGUGGCUCUUCUCCAUCUUUCCCCCUCUCAAGUACCUCAUGUAUACCCCCUCGUAUCAUUCACUGCAUCACACCCAAUUCCGUACCAAUUAUUCUCUUUUCAUGCCUAUAUACGAUUACGUGUAUGGGACCAUGGACAAGUCCUCGGAUACUCUUUAUGAGGCUUCACUAAAAAGACCCGAAGAGUCACCCGAUGUGGUACAUUUAACGCAUCUAACGACACCAGAGUCCAUCUAUCAUCUACGACUAGGAUUUGCUUCGUUGGCCUCUAGGCCCCACACGUCCAAAUGGUACCUGUGGUUGAUGUGGCCUGUGACAUUAUUAUGGUCUUUGUUUCUAGCUUGGAGCUAUGGCCGUACAUUUGUUCUAGAGAACAUGGGGAGGAACUUAAUAAAAAUGGUGAGCUUUACAUCCAAAAGUACCCUCAGCUUAGAAUAAAGCUGGUGGAUGGAAGUAGCUUAGCAGUGGCUGUGGUGCUAAAUAGCAUUCCAAAAGGAACAACUCAAGUGUUUUUAAGGGGCAACCUUACUAAGGUUGCUUAUGCCAUUGCCAAUGCUCUAUGUGAAAGGGGUAUCCAGGUGGCAAUACCAUACAAGGAUGAGUAUGAGAAGCUUAAAUUAAGGCUCACCACAAAGAUGAAAAAUAACUUGAUCCUUUCAUCAAGUUAUGCUGAUGAGAAGACAUGGUUAGUGGGAGAUGAAUGGAAAGAAGAGGAGCAACUGAAUGCGCCAAAAGGAACAUUAUUCAUUCCUUUCUCUCAAUUUCCACCAAAGAAAAUGCGGAAAGAUUGCAUCUUCUACACCACACCAGCCAUGAUCGCUCCCACAUCUUUGAUCAACAUGCACUCUUGUGAGAAUUGGCUGCCAAGGAAAGUGAUGAGUGCUUGGCGUGUUGCCGGGAUAGUGCAUGCCUUAGAAGGGUGGAAUGUGAACGAGUGUGGGAACACUUUGUUUAAUAUCGAGGAUGUCUGGCGAGCAAGUCUUCAACAUGGCUUCCGUUCCUUGAUCGCGCUUUAGCUAAUUACAUUCAUAUAUAUGAGAAUAAUUUAACUUUCAAAAAUCAAGUUUGCAAAAUUCUACAAUUCAGUCACAUUUGCAGCUUGAACAUAAAAUAAAAAAUUAAAAAAUUAAAAAAA